GUAUAUAUCGAUAAAUCAAACAGUCACACUGUUCUAUGCAUUCAAAAAGUGAGCGUCGUUUGUGAUUUUGUUUCAAAUUUUUUCCCCUAAGUUUAAUUCGUCCGGUGUCAAGUCUCUUCGCUGCGUGAAGAAGCUUUUUUUUUCGUUUUGUUGUUUGACUUCCAGUAUUUUGCUAAAAUGGAUAUCCGAAGCUGGAAGUCGGUGAUCCUCUCUUGGGUACAGAAAUGCGGCUUCGUGGACGAAAAUGUGCUGACUCUCGAACAGUCAAACAUCUAUAAAUUCUUCGAGCACUAUCUGGAGUAUGAUUACAUGCAUCUCGCUCUGGACACCACGGACUCGACGCACAGCGAUCUCAGUUCGCGCAAUGAUACACAGCUGAUCAAAUUUUUGCAAACCGUUUAUCCAGACUUUGCUCCCAAUCUGGAUACAAGUGGAAACCUCGAUCGCAGCGACUAUUUUCUGGUGUACACGUUGAUGCUGCACUAUGCAUGUGUCAUUAAAAAGAGUACACAAUAUCAAAUCAAAUGCACAGAGCUCCCGGAGCACAUUCAAAAGGCCAUAGCAUCGUUUUUGUCGCGCAUCGUUAAUAGUCAUAAGAUAACACGUUUAUGCCUGGUCGAGGCAUUAGAAACGACUAAGAAAUUUUUCGAGCCCGCCGCACCGCCUGCAAUGGUCUUGCCGUAUACGACAAGCACUGUCCGCCAAGCACUGAUGGAGGCCGCCAUCAUUCCCGCCGACUCCGAGGCUCCUGGCACACCCGUAAAGGCCAUCACAGAUAGUCCACAGACUCCGCAAGAUACGCCGUUGCACAGCAGCCGCGACGAAUACUCGCCGCUGCCGAUUUGCAGCACACCAAUGCGUGAGCGGGAGCGUAUGACGGUGUUUGAAUGGCGACAAGUGAUGGAUAAAUUGGCGGCUACGGAAAUCAAAUUGGCGGAAUUGGAAACAAAAUUGACAUCGGCUGAACGCAAAUUGAUUUCGACAGAGAACGAGUAUUCCAUCCUGGAUGAAUUGUUUCAGGAAGUAUCCAAAACAAAAGUAAAUUUACAAAAUGCUAAUAAAGAACUCAAGGCCGAGAUCGAGAUACUAAGGGAAAAGAUUCAAAUAUUCGAGGAGAGGUCCAUUGAUGAAGAAGCCGACGGGCGUAGUAAUUUCGAGCAUCUUAAGCAAGGCUAUUUAAAGGAAAUAGCCGCCAAGGAGGCAAUCAUAGCCGAAAUUAACGAACACCUGCAGGAUGCGAUCAGUGCAAAUGUCAAGGAGAAUGCAAGGGUCCGCGAAAUAGAAGAGCAGUUGAAGAAGUGCUUCGACCAAAUCAACAUGCUCAAUUUGACGGUCAAUCAAAAUAAGGCAGUACUGAGGGACAAAGAUUUUGAGAUUAGUUGCCUGGAGCGCGACAAGCAGGACUUGGCCCAGUGCCUGAAUGUGCUGCGGCAGGAGUCGCAGGGACGCCGUGAGGUGCUGAAUGCCUCCUCGGACAUGCUGGACACUUCGCUGUCCCCAGGCAGUGUGCCGGAAAAUCUUGGCAGCUGUGUGAUUGAAAAGCAGCUGCGCGAAAAGGAUCAGGAGAUAUGUCAGCUAAAAGAGGAAUUCGCAAAACUCCAGUCGGACAUAUACAAAUUAAUCAAUGCGGAAGUGAAGGUCGAACCAUCCUUCAAGGAUCAAACGCAGCUUUUAAAGGCUAUUUGUGAUGCGCUUAUUGUUAGUCCCCAGGCAGCAGCCGAAUAUGAAAGCAGGAAACUUCACAACGAGAUCGAGAUCCUACUCGCGGAGCUGCAGAGCGAAAAGGACGCCAGGGCCGACAUGCACGAUCCGCACGACAAGGAGUGCAUCCAAAUGACUUGUGAACUGGCAUUUAUCGACGAGGAUUUGGACAACGAGAAGCAGAUCGUGGCGAAGCAGCAUAAACGAAUUCUGGAAGCCCAACAGCGCCUCGACUCUCUAGCCUUGACCGAGAAAUAUAAUAAACAGCUGGAUGAGCUGCAGCACCAGUUGGAGAUCCUCGAAACUGAACUCCCACAGAUGGCCUCGCACUGUGUCCUCAACUACCUCGAGGAUGAGAAGGCGAGUGAUGAGAUGUCGCGGCAGAGUCUUGAGGAAACAAAGAGGCUGGAGCAGCAGAUCAACUCGAAGCCUGAUCUGCUGAAGAAGAAGGAGAGCGAGGUGGCUGAGGUAAAAGAUCAAAUCGCUCUGCUGCAGCAGAAGAUGAAGGACGAAGGGGCUAAGGGACGCCUGCAGGCGCCCGCAAGGAUGGCUGAGCUCGACCAGCUAGUCAAGGACCGCAAAGUUCUGGCGAUCACAUCACGUGAACAGUCUCAACGACUUGCACAUCGUCACGAUCGGCUGGACAAGCUGGAGCUAGCACGGAAGAAGAAGGAAAUGCAGAUCAAGAAUGAGAAUCACGACCCUGACUCGGAGAUCGGCCGUUACUAUGCGCGGGAACUGCAGGAACUGGAAAGUAAAUGUCAUUUUACGUUGCAAAAAUGCGUUCAAGCGAAAGCAGAAGCCGCCGAGCAGGCUGACAAGUUGUCCCACGUGCUGCAACGUCUGGAACAGAUCCAAUACCAGAAUGAACGCUCGAUUGAGGUAGCCACCACCAAAGAGGAGCGUGCGGCACAAAAAGAUUCCGAUACAGAUCUGAUUGCAGAAAAGGAUGCGAAAAUAGUUGAACUAUCAGUCGAAAUGAUGGUGCUGACAGAUAAAUUGGACUCCCUGGCCGAUGAUCGAGCGAGGCUAAAAGCCAGCGCGAAGGAGCAUCGGAAAAAUGCCUCAAUAUUGCAAAAAUCUCUCGAUCUACUGUCGGCUGAGAGAUCCGGGCUAGCGAAAAAGCUUGGGAUGCAAAAAAGUCUUCUGAAGAUGUAUGGAAAGUCCAUACAAGUUUUGUUGGAAAAGCAGAACAGCCAGGAGGAGAAUGAAAAGUGUUACGAGCAGAAAUUGAAAAAAUUGCAAGAAGAACACUCAGACGUUAUCAAGAAGCUGGAGCUGGGGAUCGAUCAAUGGCGCGAAAGAUAUGAAAACCUUGAAAACGAUAUCAGCGCGCAGAAGGAGAUCGCCAGUACGAAUGAGCGAAAGCACCAGGACACAGUUCAAGCACAUGCACGGACCAUUGCGAAGCUUCGAGAUGAUUAUAAUACGCUAGAGAAAGACUUACUCCACAAACAGAACUGUUGCGAAGAGGAUCGGAAAAAGCUCAACGAACGAGUGGUGCUGCUGACAGAAGAGCGUGACACUCUGAGACUUCAUAAAGACAUCUUGAAGAAAGAGCUCGACACUCUGAGCCAAGAGCGUGACACCCUGACACUUUGUAGUGAUACCGUGAACCAAGAGCGUAACAAUCUGAACGCGUUGUAUGCGACCCUACUGAAAGAGCGCGACAAUCUGAAGGAGUCUAAUGGUACCCUACAGAAAGAGCGCGACAAUCUGAACGCGUUGUAUGCGACCGUAGUGAAAGAGCGUAACAAUCUGAAGGAGUCUAAUGGUACCCUACAGAAAGAGCGCGACAAUCUGAACGAGUUUUAUGCGACCCUACUGAAAGAGCGUGACAAUCUGAACAAGUCUAAGGGUACCCUACAGAAAGAGCACGACAAUCUGAACGAGUUGUAUGCGACCCUACUGAAAGAGCGUGACAAUCUGAAGGAGUGUAAUGGUACCCUACAGAAAGAACGUGACAAUCUGUACGAGUUGUAUGCGACCCUACUGAAAGAGAGUGACAAUCUGAACAAGUCUAAUGGUACCCUACAGAAAGAGCGCGACAAUCUGUACGAGUUGUAUGCGACCCUACUGAAAGAGAGUGACAAUCUGAACAAGUCUAAGGGUACCCUACAGAAAGAGCACGACAAUCUGAACGAGUUGUAUGCGACCCUACUGAAAGAGCGCGACAAUCUGAACGAGUCUAAUGGUACCCUACAGAAAGAACGCGACAAUCUGAACGAGUUGUAUGCGACCCUACAGAAAGAGCGCGACAAUCUGAACGAGUCUAAUGGUACCCUACAGAAAGAGCGCGACAAUCUGAACGAGUUGUAUGCGACCCUACAGAAAGAGCGCGAUAAUCUGAACGAGUCUAAUGGUACCCUACAGAAAGAACGCGACAAUCUGAACGAGUUGUAUGCGACCCUACAGAAAGAGCGCGACAAUCUGAACGAGUCUAAUGGUACCCUACAGAAAGAGCGCGACAAUCUGAACGAGUUGUAUGCGACCCUACUGAAAGAGCGCGACAAUCUGAACGAGUCUAAUGGUACCCUACAGAAAGAGCGCGACAAUCUGAACGAGUUGUAUGCGACCCUACUGAAAGAGCGCGACAAUUUGAACGAGUCGAAUGGUACCUUGCUGAUAGAGCGCGACAACCUGAAGGUUGCCGAACAGCAACACCAGACGGAAAUAUCUCGAUUUGUGAACAUGGAACGAGAGAUAUGGGGAAUGCUGGACAAUACCACAGAGAAGAUUCAGGCGCUGUCGGAGAUAAACACAAACGAAAACAAGGAGAACCGUCAGCUACAUGGCGUGAGCUCUUUGCGUCAGGUGAAUUGUCUGGAAAUGCUCAAAGAGAUACUAUAUCAAAAGGACAUGCAAAUCGAAGCCCUGCGCAAGGAGAGAGAAAUGAUUCGCAAAUCCGAACGUGCCACCAAAACCACACUCCAUAUGUUAACCAAAGAAUGUGAUGCGAAAGAGGCACGACUCAGCCAGGAGAUUGGUUGUCUCAACUACAAUUUGAUGCAAGCAAAACAACUUGUCCAACAGCAGCAACUCUCGCAUGACACGGAAACACAGUUAAAGAUAGAUGCCAGCCAGGCCCUGGAAGCUGCCAAACAAGAAUUGCAGGAAGUACGCGAGCAAAUGCUGAAAAUCGAAACGGAACAUGCACAUGAUAAGCAGCACUUUGAACUGAUGGCACAACAAUUUCAGGCUCAGCACGCACAGAUUCUCCAAGAAAAAGCUGACCUCCAAGCGGACAUUUUAAAGCAGCAAGAUGAUUUCAGGACCCUAGAGAAGGACUUACUCUACAAACAGAAGUGUUUGGAAGAGGGUCACCAAAAACUCUACGAACGAAUGCUGAUGCUGAAAGAAGAGCGUAACACCCUGACACAGGAGCGUGACACUUUGAAGCAAGAGCUCGACGCCCAGAACCAAGAACAUGAGGCCUUCAGAAAAGAGCGUUGCACCCUGAAACUUUAUAAUGACACCCUGAAGCAAGACCUGAUCUCAGUUGGAAAGCAGCUCAAGGAGGAGGUGUCCCGCCAGCAGAUCGAGACUGAAGCUCGUGCCAUGACCGAGAAGCAGCUCUCGUUGGUCCAGCAUCAACUGGAGCAGUCUGAACAGAAGUAUGCCCGUCUCAAAAUCGAGAUGACUGACCAACAAACGACCUCGGACGAACGACAGAUUGAGUUAAGCAAACAGUUGAAUGCCGCCAAAACGGAACUGGCCGAAACGAUGGAACGCCUCAGUGCCACAUACACGGCGGCUGCCGAGGAGGAGGGGCUUCCCGAUCGCACGACCCUCCAGCGAGACUGCCAGGUGCUGCAGGCCAAAUAUCAGGAGGCCAAAAAGAAGAUUGACGAACUACAAGUGAACCUAAAGGACCAGCGCAACGAGAUGGAGGGCAAGUUGGAAAAAAUGAAAAAUAAAAUGCGCACCUUGUACACCGCGGAGGUGACACGCAUGAAGGAGAAGCAGGAGCGCGAGGCGGCGCAUAACAAAGCGGAACUGGAGGCCCUUACAAGUCAGAACAACAAAUACGAGGAGCAUACACGGAAGCUCUCCAAUCAGAUUGUUCGCUUAAACGAAAGGAUACUCGAGCAACAGAAGCAGCACGCGAUAACCACAACAAAAUUGCGCCACAUGCAGGCCACCUCGGAAGCCACCAAAUCCUCAUCUUCACUUUCCACACUGACUGUCGCUGGAAGCGCAACCACAGGGGCCAAAGGCACCGGCACGGGCACGGGCACGGCAGCAUCCGCCACCGAGGACUGGCAACCCUUCAAGCGUCCCAGUGCACCCUCCUCGAAUCUGGCAAUGGAAGAUGAAGAGGGGGAGGUGUUCAACAACACCUAUUUGACGGACCUAAAGCUGGGCCGUGUGCCGGAUAUAACUGCGGAGGAGCUAAACUAUCGAAACUCGCUGCAGCCGCCGCAUCUGAGGAGCACGUAUGCGGCACAAUACGAUGUGGGAAGCCAGGACGAAGAUCCCAAAGACGGACCACAUAGUCUGGACGACAGCAUGAGCGCCUUGCUUAGCUCUUCGACGAGCACUGGGGCCCGCAAGAAGUCAAUGGGCACUCACUACAAGCGUCCUGGUCCGCCCACACCCAGCAAGAACGGCGGCCGCUUGUCCUUCGGCAGCUCAGAGCCGCCGCGGGAGAUACUGCGCGAGACAUGCGAGAAUACCGGCACCUCCAAAACACCCACACGCUUCAAGAUGUUCACCUCGCGCUUUAGCAUCGGCAGCACCACCAGCGGCAGCAGUGGCCUGCCCCGUGAUGAGCGGCCGCUACGUCGGGAGCGGCCGAAUCUAUUGACCGGCAUGCAGCGCCGCAGACUGCAGCUACGUCAGUCCUCGGGCCUCUUCUGCACCUCAACGCCACGCAAGAGCCGCUCCUACUACGAUCAGCGACGUCUGAUAUGUGCCAGCGAUGCAAUCUCAGAUCACGAGGAGGAUGAGGAAGAGGUCGAACAAGAAGGUAAUGAGCAGGAACCAGAACAGGAGCAGGAGAAUGUCGCCGAGGAGCUAGAGGAGGAGGGCACACCGCACUUGUCGAAUGCUGCACUGUUGGCUAUCACCCGUGGAGUGACCCGCAGGCUGAGCAACGAUCCACGCUACAGUUCCCCUAGUUCGGGGUCCACUCCUCAGUUCGGCGGCGGCAAGCGGAAAUAUCGCAAGGGACGUGUCUCCCUUUGCUUGCACGGCAAUAUCUUUGCCAGGAGCCGGCCGCUGACGAAGAACACUGCCGCGGCCCAUGCAGGAAAUCUCAAGCAGCAGCGCGAGAAGCUGAAACAGCAGCGCCUGAAUCGCUUCGAUCAGGGAAGGCACUUCAACGAGUCCCCUGUGCCGGCAGUCACCUUCCAGCAGUCACCCAUCGCAGACAAUCUGCUCAGGCAACACCAGGCACCGACGAAUGUCACCUAUAAGCUCCUCCAGCCGCUGGACCGCUGCGCCAACAAUAACUACAGCCAGCACAAUCGCAACAAAGAGCAGCAGCAGCAGCAGGACCAGCAGCUGCUACUGAUGAUGGGCCAAACGGUGGUACUAAGGCCAGAAGAUCAGAUCCUCGACGAUGGAUUGCUGCCAGUGGCAGCGACCACAUUUAACGUCAGUGAGACCGAUAGUACAGAUAUGUGGCAGCAUCGGCAGGGAUUCGAGGGGGAGAAUAUCCAGGCUUGGUUGACGGAAUAUGCCAGAGAGAGGGAGACCCCAAUCGAGAUGGAGAACGAGGACAGCCAUGGCGGACAUUUUGAGCGGUUGUGCAGGGAAACGGAGUCGACGGCACCGUUUGAGCUCCAGCCGCUGCACUACAAAGAGCAGGAGGAGCAGCCAAAGGUCAGAUCGGUGCGGCUGCUCAAUAUUACGGGCACCACCAGCGUGUGCACGACCAAUGCCAGCUGUGCCACCAAUCUCACCAGUGCCUCGUCGCAAAAGUCCUGUACAAUCUACUCCCUGGGGAACAUACAGUCGGAGCCCCUGCCGACAAUGACCAUCACGCAUGUGGAGCAGCGGUUGGUGCACCACGAGCGAAGGACAAAGACGCUGACGCUGCGUGAACUGUGGUACACCUUCUGUCGCCUCAAUCUGCCUGGCCGUCUGAUGCUCAGCCUGGCGCUGGCUCUUACGAUGAUGCUGUGCUCUCAGGUGGCGGACAGGAUGGCCCUGGGUGUCACCGCGGCUUUUGGAUUACUGCUUUUGGUCCUUUCGCUGAGCUGUGGCAAGUAGAUGGAUGCCAGAAGGAGAGACGCAUACCAGAAUAAAGACAUUAAACACAAACACACACAACAAAAAAAAUACUCAGUUAAUAAAAGUUACUUCCAUUCCCCAGAACAUUAUCCCAUUGCUUAUACACCCGAUAUAUCUCUGUUCCAUUCGCAGAAUUCGCCGCCCAAGCGCCGCCUUAGCAACAUGUUCAAGAGGAAAUAAAUGUAAAUAAAUGUCCAUGUACAGAGAAAAAACCGACGCCAACCAGCAUUAAGCCAAAUAAUCAUUAAGAAUUCUUGAAUAUUAUUACCUUUUUUGUGACACACACUAAAGUCUGGAAAAAAAAAAACUAAUCCACAGAGAGUAUACCAUGUAUAUGAAGAGGAUACAAUAUAUAUUUUUUUCUUGUGUUCAAUGUACAUACACGAAAAGGAUACAAUUUUUUUUGUUUAAAUAAAAACCAAACCAAAUGAAA
This is a messenger RNA of Drosophila pseudoobscura, 8371 nucleotides long. It is a transcript of the gene mud, whose product is annotated as mushroom body defect. The transcript is spliced from 11 exons. NCBI's taxonomy places the organism in Eukaryota, Metazoa, Arthropoda, Insecta, Diptera, Drosophilidae. The record is from RefSeq and is a predicted model, not a curated record. Bases 178 to 7917 code for a protein of 2579 amino acids.